AUGGCGCAAACAACAGAAACCAUCUCAGCAUCAAUGCCCUUCCCAGCCCGACAGUCCACUCAGGAAGAAGCCUCGCAGAGAGCCAAAGUGAAGAUGGGAACUCCCCGACCCCCGGUGUUCGAGGAUAAGUUGAAAGAGCGUGAAUACCUCAAGGGACGACUAGCUGCUGCGUUUCGCAUCUUUGGAAAGAACGGCUACGACGAGGGAGUAGCCGGACACAUCACGCUGCGCGACCCAGUAGACCCCAAAACCUUCUGGGUGAACCCAUUCGGGGUUGCAUUUUCACAGAUCAAAGCCUCGGAUCUGAUCCAGGUGAAUCACGCUGGGGAAGUGAUUGACGGGGGCCCAGUUCGGAUGCUCAAUGCCGCUGCGUUCAUGAUCCAUUCUGCGAUCCACGAGGCCCGACCGGACGUGAUAUGUGCGGCGCACAGUCAUAGUCUAUAUGGACGGGCGUUUUGCUCGCUCGGUCGGCCGUUGGAUAUCAUCACUCAGGAUGCUUGUGCUUUCUACGAUGACCACAUCCUGUACAAACAAUUCAACGGUGUCGUCCUCGCCGAGGAAGAAGGGAAGAAUAUCGCCGCGACGUUGGGUGCUAAGAAGGCGGCUUUGCUUCAGAAUCAUGGUCUGUUGACGGUGGGUCGCACCGUCGAGGAAACUGUGUUUUGGUUCGUGAGUCUGGAGAAAUGCUGCCAUGCGCAGUUGCUGGCCGAUGCGGCGGCGGCAGGACGGGGGGGAACAAGUGUGAAGAUUGACGAUGCAGAUGCUGCGUUUACGUAUAAAACCGUGAGGACUCCGGUGGCUGGGUGGUUCAGUGCGAAACCGCUGUUCGAUGUGAUUCAUGAGGAGACGAGGGGGAGUUAUUUGAACUGA
This is a messenger RNA of Aspergillus tanneri, 870 nucleotides long. Its product is annotated as class II aldolase/adducin family protein. Lineage: Eukaryota; Fungi; Ascomycota; Eurotiomycetes; Eurotiales; Aspergillaceae. The record is from RefSeq and is a predicted model, not a curated record. Gene Ontology annotation, molecular function: actin filament binding. Bases 1 to 870 code for a protein of 289 amino acids. The transcript is spliced from 3 exons. Gene Ontology annotation, cellular component: cytoskeleton.